Molecule: messenger RNA, 1240 nt
Organism: Prorocentrum cordatum
Lineage: Eukaryota; Dinophyceae; Prorocentrales; Prorocentraceae
Source: the annotation of a GenBank genome assembly
AUGUUUACGUCCGCCUUCGCCCCGAGGUCCCGGAAGACGGGCUCCUGGGGCAAGCUGACGCGUACAGCUCUCAGCCUCGCACCCGAUUUUUUCGCUUCGUCUCGCCCGCCCAAGGAGAAGCUCCCCGCGUGGAAGCAGAAGUCCCUAGCAUUCCGCCAGGCCGUCCUGGCCGGCAAGGCCGCGGGCGGCGACGCUGCGGCGGCCAAGGAGGCCGCCAAGAUCUCGGAGGAACUGGCCGCUGCCGGUGGCGCCGACGCCGGCAUGACGAAGUGCCCCCACUGCGGCCGCACUUUCAACAAGGACGCCGGGGAGCGCCACAUCGCGAUCUGCGCCAAGACCUUCGGCUCCAAGCCGGGCGGCGGCCGCCUGGUCCGCGGCGGCGGGGGCAAGGCCCGCGGCGGCGGCGGCGCCCCCGCGCCGACGAGGCGCGCGCGCCGAGCGCGGACCACGGCGGCCUGGGCGGCCCUUCGCGGAGGCUGCGGAUCCGAUGCCCCCUGCAGGAGCCGGUCCUCCGGGGCGCCCGGCGGCGGCGUGCCCGUGCCGGAGGGCUUCGCGGGCCGCCGCGUCCCGCCAGGCCGCGCGGGGGGCGCGCGGCGCGCCCGCGCGGCGCCCCGCGGGGCGCCGUCGGAGAGGCGCCCCUCUGGAGGCUGGCUGUCGGGCCGCGCGUCCGCGCGCGGCGCGUCGGCGACCCGCUGGGCGCGCGGGCCCAUGGGCGACGAUGACGAGAUCUUUGAAGACGCGGACAACGUCGCGCUGCUGUACGCCUACGGCGGCUUCGGGCUGCUCCUGGUGCUCUACUUCGUCUGCGAGCGGGGCCCCUGCCACUGGUCGAGGGGGCUCGAGGCCACCUACCUCGCCGUGCUCCUCCUCUCGGUGUGGGGGACUGCGCUCGUGUGGUGCGAGAUAGGCAUCAGCGAGAGCGACCUGUUCCGCUCCAAUGCCAGGUUGCGGAAUCUGAUGAGGUUGUUCUUGGUGGCCCACAUCUUCCACAAGUUCAUCGCCGUGCAGUCGACCCCGAAGUUCUUCGACGGGCCUUCGGCGCGCGAGGACUGGCAGGACUGGAGCAGGCCCCCCCCGAAGAGGGCCGAGCGCAUCGCGCAGGAGCUGGACGACGCGGUCGCGGAGAUCCUGGAGCUGGUCCUCGGGCAGGCGCCACCUGAGCCUCCUGGCCGACGCGGCCGUGGACCGAGCCGGCCCUGUUCGCGCUCUUCAUGCUCGAGGACCUCCUGAUAGCGUUCAG